Molecule: messenger RNA, 1927 nt
Organism: Cryptomeria japonica (Japanese cedar)
Lineage: Eukaryota; Viridiplantae; Streptophyta; Pinopsida; Cupressales; Cupressaceae
Product: serine decarboxylase 1
Exons: 5
Coding region: 241-1722 (493 amino acids)
Biological process (GO): carboxylic acid metabolic process
Molecular function (GO): pyridoxal phosphate binding; carboxy-lyase activity
Source: RefSeq, a predicted model, not a curated record
AGGCUUCGCGUGACCAGGACAGCCGGUGACCGUGCACCGAGAUAUUUUCUCUUCUUAAUGACAGACGGCAAGCGCACUAGAGUUGUAGGUAGCCAAGGAAAGAAAGCGAAGGAAGGGGCUUUUGCAAGGCAUAUUCGGUGAACUCCAAGGGACUCGACCGUGGAACCUUUGGGAAGGAUAUUCCCGGAUCUGGGAAGAAUAUAGCAUACGUAUAAAUUCUCAUUGGUUUGAUAUCCAGUCAUGGUGAGCACAGCGCAAAAUGGUUCUGUAUCAGCGGAUUUAAACCCUAAGGCGGAGCCUCUUCCUCAGGAACUUGAUCCCGUGGAGAUUUGUGCGUCAUUGUCGCCCAUUAGCGAUGAGGAGUGUAAUGGUGGUGAUGAGAAACAGUGGAAUGGCAAUGGCGAUGCGAAUGGGACAGAUCUCGAGGAGAAAGAAAUUGUGUUGGGGAAAAAUGUGCGGUCGAGCUGCCAUGCGAUCACCGAGCCAGAUGCCGAUGAUGAGGUUACUGGGGAGAGGGAGGCGUAUAUGGCCAGCGUUUUGGCUAAGUACAGGCGUAGUCUCAUCGAACGAACAAAGCAUCAUUUAGGAUACCCUUACAAUUUGGAUUUUGAUUAUGGUGCACUGGCACAACUGCAAAUGUUCUCCAUCAACAAUCUUGGCGACCCAUUUAUUGAGAGCAACUAUGGAGUGCAUUCUAGGCAGUUUGAGGUUGGGGUUUUGGAUUGGUUUGCCCGUCUUUGGGAAUUGGAGAAACAUGAGUACUGGGGAUACAUUACAAAUUGUGGCACUGAAGGAAAUUUACAUGGUGUUCUUGUUGGGAGGGAGGUUCUUCCAGAUGGUAUCUUGUACACAUCUCGAGAGACACAUUACUCAAUUUUCAAAGCAGCACGGAUGUAUAGAAUGGAAUUGGUAAAAGUGGACACUUUGAUCUCUGGUGAGAUUGACUGUGCAGAUUUUAAACAGAAGCUUCUCCAAAACAAGGACAAGCCUGCGAUAGUCAAUGUUAAUAUUGGGACCACGGUUAAGGGCGCUGUUGAUGAUUUGGAUAUGGUAAUUCAGACACUCGAAGAAACAGGAUUUACCCAGGAUAGAUUCUAUAUUCAUUGCGAUGGAGCUCUAUUUGGACUAAUGAUGCCUUUUGUCAAGCGGGCACCAAAGGUGACUUUUAAGAAACCAAUUGGAAGUGUCAGUGUAUCUGGCCAUAAGUUUGUUGGAUGUCCUAUGCCAUGUGGUGUUCAAAUAACAAGGAUUGAGCACAUAAAUUCAAUCUCAAGAAAUGUUGAAUAUCUUGCAUCUAUAGAUGCAACAAUAAUGGGAAGUCGCAAUGGGCAUGCUCCUAUAUUUCUUUGGUACACCUUGAAUCGCAAAGGUUAUAAGGGCUUCCAGAAAGAAGUGCAGAAAUGCCUCAGGAAUGCACAUUACCUGAAGGGUUGCCUACGGUCUGCUGGAAUUAGUGCAAUGCUAAAUGAACUGAGCAGCACUGUUGUUUUUGAAAGACCACAAGAUGAAGCUUUUGUGCGCAAGUGGCAACUUGCCUGCCAGGGAAGUAUUGCUCAUGUUGUUGUGAUGCCCAAUGUAACCAUUGAGAAAAUAGAUCAGUUUGUGAAAGAGCUCAUUGAGAACCGGCCAAAAUGGUUUAGUGAUGGGAAUGUUGUGACGCCCUGCAUUUCAAAUGAUGUUGGCAAGGAGAACUGUGCUUGCCUUGAGCAUAACCAUGCUUGAAAGUAGUGUAUGGCCGGCUGUCAAGUGGUGGUUAUCUUUGUAUGAUAAUUUGGUUCCCAAUCAUGUGUUUGGUUCAUUUUAAUUUUAGAUUUAUCAAACUCAUGAUGUUUUUCACCAGGAUGAAGGUCCACCAUAAUGUAACUGUGAUUUUUAUGUCAUCUUUAUUAUAUCAUAAUAAUAUUCUAUUAACUAUGUUUUAAGAUUA